Saccoglossus kowalevskii is the source of this 1454-nucleotide messenger RNA. RefSeq names its product DEP domain-containing protein 7-like. NCBI's taxonomy places the organism in Eukaryota, Metazoa, Hemichordata, Enteropneusta, Harrimaniidae. The record is from RefSeq and is a predicted model, not a curated record. Gene Ontology annotation, biological process: intracellular signal transduction.
GGUUAUUAAACUUUAUGUCACAUGCAGCUACAUCUCACGGAGUAAGACUGGAUCAAGAUGUUGACAACAGAACACUAGUCCGCCGUUCAUUCACCAAUGUCAUAAUACACCAUCCUAUGUUAAGCAAAGGACAGUCGGAACAACUUGUCAUAUUCAUGAUGGAUCAAAAUAAUGAAGUUUUUGAAAUACCAGACAGAAUUGCUGAGGAGGUGGAAGAGAAAUUAUCAGCUGCAAGACACGGCAAAGAUUAUCUCCCAAACAAUGAAACCUACUGUACUAUGAUAUCUAAGAUAGACUAUGAAAAGGAAAAAGUAAACUUGACUCGUGAUGCUUUACGUGAUUUGAUGAACUAUAUUAUAGAUGAUGUGAACCUCUCACUCAAACAAAAGAAACAAAAACUCAAACAAUUGCAGAAAGCUCACAGCGAUGUAUAUGAUGUACAUUUUCAUGGAUUUCUAUAACUCUGCUUAUAAUAGUUAUAAAUGUAUAAGGGAAUGAAUGAAUGUGUUCAUUCAAUUUAUACUGAAUAGCCAGAGGAACCCAAACCAAAAUCUACCUAAGGAGUACAAGCCAAACUUGACCUGAGGAACCCAAACCAAACUUGACCUAAGGAACGCAAACCAAAAUCUAUCUAAGGAGUACAAGCCAAACUUGACCUGAGGAACCCAAACCAAACUUGACCUGAGGAACCCAAACCAAAAUCUACCUAAGGAGUACAAGCCAAACUUGACCUGAGGAACCCAAACCAAACUUGACCUGAGGAACCCAAACCAAAAUCUACCUAAUAAGUACAAGCCAAACUUGACCUGAGGAACCCAAACCAAAAUCUACCUAAGGAGUACAAGCCAAACUUGACCUGAGGAACCCAAACCAAACUUGACCUGAGGAACCCAAACCAAAAUCUACCUAAGGAGUACAAGCCAAACUUGACCUGAGGAACCCAAACCAAACUUGACCUGAGGAACCCAAACCAAAAUCUACCUAAGGAGUACAAGCCAAACUUGACCUGAGGAACCCAAACCAAAAUCUACCUAAGGAGUACAAGCCAAACUUGACCUGAGGAACCCAAACCAAAAUCUACCUAAGGAGUACAAACCAAACUUGACCUGAGGAACCCAAGCCAAACUUGACCUGAGGAAUCCAAACCAAAAUCUACCUAAGGAGUACAAGCCAAACUUGACCUGAGGAACCUAAACUAAACUUGACCUGAGGAACCCAAACCAAAAUCUACCUAAGGAGUACAAGCCAAACUUGACCUGAGGAGCCCAAGCCAAACUUGACCUGAGGAAACCAACCAAAAUCUACCUAAGGAGUACAAGCCAAACUUGACCUGAGGAACCCAAACCAAAAUCUAACUAAGGUGUACAAGCCAAACUUGAUUAGAGGAACCUAAACCAAACUUGACCUGUGGAACCCAAACCAAAAUUGACCUGAGGAACCCAAGGCAAACUUGA